Molecule: messenger RNA, 933 nt
Organism: Penicillium coprophilum
Lineage: Eukaryota; Fungi; Ascomycota; Eurotiomycetes; Eurotiales; Aspergillaceae
Exons: 3
Coding region: 1-933 (310 amino acids)
Source: RefSeq, a predicted model, not a curated record
AUGGCUGACGUCGAACUCGACCGAGCUCUCUUUUCCCAAUCUGCUGGUAAAACAGUCCUAGUAACUGGGGCAGCGCGGGGGAUCGGGGCCGCAACCGCAAUCCUAUUCAACUCCCAUGGUGCCUAUGUCGUCCUCGCCGAUCUCCCCCAACUGCGAGACAGCUCCGAGGAAGUUAUUCAGAAGCAGAUGAAAUACCCAAACCGCGCAAUAUUCGUAUCUACCAAUAUCAUCAACUGGGCAGAGCUUACAGCAUGCUUCGAAGAGGCAAUCACCAUCUUCGGCAAGGUGGACAUCGUAAUAGCUAACGCGGGUAUCAUGGAAUCCGAGUCUGUCCUAGACAUGGAAAAAGUGGACGAGAAUGGACGUCUCCUCGAGAGUCUAGAAGCGGGGAGGGUUAUUGAUGUUAAUCUUAAGGGAACAUUGAACACUCUCCGCUUAGGAUUGCACUACAUGAGAUCCUCCACGUCUACCACUACAACCCCCCAACCACCAAAGUCGAUCUUGCUAGUUGGGUCCACGUCCAGUUAUUUUGGCGGCACCGGUGUAGCUGCCUACAUCGCGUCGAAGCACGGUGUCCUGGGUCUCCUCCGAGCAUGUCAGGGUGUUGCGCGCGGGCAUGGUGUCCGGGUGAAUACUGUGGCUCCCUUUUUAACACCGACUCAUAUCACCGCGGGCUUUGCGCACAAGUGGGAUGAGGCAGGCCUUGAGAAAAAUACUCCAGAGGGAGUUGCCGGUGCAAUUGCAGUUGUGGCUUUGGAUGAAAAAAGGCAGGGGAAUUGUGUUUUGGUUGCUGGUAAGUAUCUCCGGGAGCUUGAGGAGCCCAGGACAAGGCUCUUGCCUAAGUGGUUGGGGGAGGAUCUUACUGCAUUUAUGAGUCAGGCUAUGCAGUUCUUUGUUAGUAUUGGGGGAUAUGUGUUGCCGAGGAAGUACUAG